AAAUAAGUCGAUGUUUAUUUUCUUGUUGGAAAUUCUGACAAGUUCAUUUCCAAAAUCAAAAAAAACAUUUGGUAUUCCCCCCAUUGUAAAGCUAAGUGCAUGCUUGCGCUUCUUUGCAGAAGGAGGAUACCAAAAAGGAGUUGGAAACGACCAUAACGUCGGUCUAGCUCAGUCUACGUUUUCAGACGUUCUUACGGAUGUAUUGAAUAUAUUUGAAGACAAGUUAUGUUCAACUUGGAUAAACAUGGACAUGACACCCCAGGAGAAACGGAACACAUCCAUUAAAUUCUAUGAAAAAUAUCGUAUUCCAAGCGUUAUCGGGUGUGUAGAUGGUACACACAUUCGCAUAAUCGCGCCUAAACAAAACAAACACUUAUUUUACAAUCGAAAAGGAUUUUUUAGCUUAAAUGCUUUAUUGAUUUGUGAUGCUGACAUGCGAAUUCGGUUUGUUGAUGCUAGCCGCCCGGGAUCAUCUCAUGAUGCGCUCAUUUGGAAGGUGAGCGAAGUAAGAUCAUGGUUGGAACAAAAGUAUUUAAAUGGAGAAGAAAACUCAUGGUUGCUGGGAGACGCUGGUUAUCCACUAGAACCAUGGCUUUUAACUCCCCAUAGAAAUCCAGAGGUUGGCACAUCUCAGAGCCGUUUCAAUAUGAAACAUAGGCAAUGCCGCAACAUUAUUGAGAGAGUAAAUGGUGUUCUCAAAAACAGGUGGAGAUGCCUGCUUGGUGCAAGGGAACUUCCCUACCAACCUGAUAAAGCUGUGCAGAUAGUUAAUGUUUGUUGUGCAUUACAUAACAUUUGCAUUCAUUUCAACGCUGAUUUUGAUUCAAUGGACCUUCCAAGAACGAGAGAUGAGGUCAAUACUGAUAUCGAAGAACCAGAAAAUCCCCUUAAUAAUUCAGAGUAUAUGAAUUUAGCUCAAACCAUUAGAACGCAAAUUGGAGAUUCAAUUUAAAAUUAUGUUUAUUCAAACAAAAUAAAUAAAUUUAAAAAAAAAAAUCAUUGUACAAAAAUUGCUUAAUUUAAAAGUCGAAGCUGGGCUUCUACAUUUUCAAUUCCUAUUUG
Molecule: messenger RNA, 1062 nt
Organism: Episyrphus balteatus (marmalade hoverfly)
Lineage: Eukaryota; Metazoa; Arthropoda; Insecta; Diptera; Syrphidae
Product: putative nuclease HARBI1
Exons: 3
Coding region: 11-952 (313 amino acids)
Source: RefSeq, a predicted model, not a curated record